AUGGAAAUUUUACAAAAAUUAAUGGCUAUCCCAAAAAAUAUCAUUAAAGCUCUCAAGAAUAUGAAAUAGUAAACAAACAAAGUUUAAAAUAACAUUGUUGAGACUUUUAUUAUUUGCAAUGAAUCGCGAGUAGUUACAAAUGAAGUGAAAUAGAUUGAUCAAUUAGUAAAAAAAAGAAAAUUAACGAUUAAUUAAGAAAAAAUAGAUUCAAUUACUUAAACAGAUUAGCUAUAAAAUAUUGAUUAAGUACCUAAGGAUGAAUCUUAAAAAAUUAGUAAACUCCUAUAAGUGGGUUCCAAAUAAAAUAAAAAAUAAUCUAAAUUACUUAAAAAAUAAAGUAUAGAAGAAGACAGCAUAAGUAGGAAAUCAGAUUAAACAGAACUGUCCUAAAAAUCAUAUUGCUAAAAUCACUUUUUGAAAAUAUUAGAAUAAUAUAGGGAAUAAAGUAAAUUACAGCAAAAUAAAAUAUACUAGAGUUAAACCAAAUGCUAAAACUAAUUUCGUAAGAAAAUACUAAAAAACUACUUAAAACAAUUCACAAAUAAAUAAGAUGAUGAGAAUAAAAUAUUAAAAUCUGCUAAAACUCUAUCCCCUGAUGAAAAGUAGUUUAAAAUAGAUUAAAAAGAAUCUGAAAAUAUCUAAUAAAAGCAAGAAUUGGCUUGA
Paramecium tetraurelia is the source of this 663-nucleotide messenger RNA. RefSeq lists its product as uncharacterized. The record is from RefSeq and is a predicted model, not a curated record. The transcript has a single exon. Lineage: Eukaryota; Ciliophora; Oligohymenophorea; Peniculida; Parameciidae.